AUGCUUUCGUUCCUAUACCCUGCUAGUGCCCGUCGUCAUAUAAUCACAUACUCUCGUUCGAUUCCAACCCUUCUUGCAAAAACAACAACAUCAUCAUCAUCAUCAUCUCAGAGGAUUUCUACAAGACGGUGUUACUCUACCCAACCACCACCAUCGUCGUCAUCGUCAUCACCAACAUCACCAUCAUCAAAGUAUAACCUCGAACCUUCGAACGAACCAUGGCAAUACCUUCUUGGCGAAUCCACGGAGGAAGAGGAAGCUAGUCUACGGCCUCAGAGGAUUGAAUCGCCAUCGUUAGAACCAAACCAUGGACGGUCGUUCAAACCCCGAAACAACGAUUCACAGGGUUCAUACCGUCCUCCCUUCCGAAACGACCGUGCAGGAGGAGGGGGUGGUGGAGGAGGAGGAGGAGGAAGAAACAGUAGACACCGUUCAAACAGCCAAUCAUUCCCCGAAUCCCCACAAUCCUUCUCCCACCGUCGCUCAACCCAUCAAAACUACGAACGCGGAGUCUACACAAAACCGGAAUACAAAACCUCCCCGAAAGACGGAGUAGCCGAAGACCCCUCCCUAUCCCUCCUCAACCUCUCCAGUUCACCGCGUACAAAUAUGACAGAAAGAGAAAAAGUCAUUUUCGAUAUGAUAUUUGAUAAAUUACUACAAAAGUCAUCUUACGCUACCCCGGCUAAAAGGUUACAACAUAAUCGACCUUCACCUAUGGUUUCUGCACUUUUUGAAUCUGCUGUGGGACCUCAGAGUGGAGUUGAUGAUGAAGUUAGUUUUGGACCGGAAAGGAAUGGGGUUGAUGAAAAGAGUAGUAUGGAGGCUUUACUCAGUCGUGGGGAUUUCCCCGCUUCUUUAAGAUCUGCUGCUGCUGGGAAAUUGGGAUUGAGUAGGAAAGCUGUUGGGUUGGAUGCUAUCGAUGAAGAAAUGGAGAGUCCUGAAAGAAAAGCAGAGUAUGAGAAACUUUCUGGGAUGUUGGAGUUAUGUGGUAAUGAUCUGGAAGUAUGGGAAUGGCUUGAUGGUUAUAUCUUUACCAUGCCGUUUUCUCCGGAAGGGUUAACAGGUAACUAUCCGAAGUUACUGAAAGAAGCUAUAAAACUUCUGAGAACGGAAUACAACGAUUUUUCGGCUUGCACCGCCGUAUUUGAAAAAGUUAAGCAGUUGGGAACUGAGAGUUAUAUUAUCGGUUGCUCUGUGGGCGUUUAUAAUGAAAUGUUGGAAGUUAAGUGGAGGGGUUAUAGGGAUAUGAGUGCGGUUUUGGAUCUGUUGGAGGAGAUGAGGGUUAAUGGUGUCGAUGGCGAUGAGAUUACGGCUGGGAUUGUGGCGGAUGUGCUGAGUGAUGUUAGGGUGUUUGAGAGUAAUAGCUUCUUACCGGGGACGGUGAUGGUUUGGAGGACUGAGGGGGUCUUGGAGGGGAAGGAACGGUUGAGGGAGAUGAUGGGGGCUUUGGUGAGGGAAGGGGAUCAGAGGAUGUUAGGUGGUGAGGUGGUGAUGUGA
Messenger RNA from Orbilia oligospora ATCC 24927, 1500 nucleotides. RefSeq lists its product as uncharacterized. The transcript has a single exon. The coding region runs from base 1 to 1500 and encodes 499 amino acids. The record is from RefSeq and is a predicted model, not a curated record. Gene Ontology annotation, cellular component: mitochondrion. Lineage: Eukaryota; Fungi; Ascomycota; Orbiliomycetes; Orbiliales; Orbiliaceae.